Molecule: messenger RNA, 3686 nt
Organism: Seriola aureovittata
Lineage: Eukaryota; Metazoa; Chordata; Actinopteri; Carangiformes; Carangidae
Gene: cep72
Product: centrosomal protein 72
Exons: 14
Coding region: 3-1712 (569 amino acids)
Molecular function (GO): protein binding
Source: RefSeq, a predicted model, not a curated record
GUAUGGCGGCUGAGUGUUUGACAACCAUAACGGAGCAAUGGAUACGGGACAGAUUACAAUUAAAACAUCCCUCUCUCGCUGAUGUCCGCUCACUGAGCCUCCCGGGAACGUAUGAGGAGAAGAUUAGACAUCUGGGAAACGCACUGACCAACUUUGUCCGUCUGAAGUCUCUGGAUCUCUCCUGUAAUGCACUCGUCUCUGUUGAGGGGGUGCAGCACUUGAAAAUGCUGGAGAGGCUGAUCCUGUACUAUAACUCCAUACCUUCCCUUGAAGAGGUGAAAGUGCUGUAUGAGCUGUUGGCUUUGAGAGAGCUAGACCUCAGACUUAACCCUCUGACCAAAAAUGACCCAAACUACCGCCCUUAUCUGGUGCAUGCCAUGCCCAACCUACGCAAACUUGAUAGCUGUCCUGUCAGAGACACUGAGCGCAAAGCUGCUAUAAUGCAGUUUUCCUCUGACCUUCUACCUCAGCAGAAGAGCUCCUGUCUAAAUCAGGUUGAACACCAAAGAAGCAGUGAUCAGAGACUGGCCUUAGUUGGCCGCUUAACCAAGCGUCUCUCUCUCAUGACUGACACUGAUGAUGUCGUACUGAAUUUUGUGGCGAUGAAUCAUGGAGACCAAAGUGAAACCAUCUCCGAACCUGUUCAUGAGGAGGCAGAAGACCCGAGAGAGAAAGAAUCAAAAGAUUUUACAGAACAGAGAAGUUCUACUCCAAAACAGGAAAUGGCUAAAUCCAUCCUCAGGUAUCCCCCCACAAAAUAUGAUAAUGCAGAGUCCAAUGUGGCACACAUGAAGGAUCCAUCUCAUAAAAAAGGCUCUACCUCAUUAAAAGUGUCUGAAAGACCAAAGGUGUCCUUUGGCCCCUAUGUAGAGAGACGCAGAGCAGUGCCUGGAAAACUAAAGGACUUCCCCAAACAAACCAGACAUGCAGCCAAGGGACAUUUCACCCCCAAUCCUGAUCAAAGUCACCAUCAUAAUUCUUCAUUUAUUAACAUCCGGCCUCCCAGUCCUCAUCGUCCUGGUUUGAAUCUGUCUGACUCUUCUAACCCCAUUUUACAUCCUCCAAGACUGACAUACUCCAGCUUCAAUAAGACAGGAGGGGGCUCCAGCCUGCAGCAGCAAGCAGAAAUGAAAAAAAGGGGUAGUUACAGGAAACCCCUGGAGAUGCUUCUCAAUCUCGUGGACAAACACUGGACGGGAGAGAAAUCUUUGCAUCAUAACAACAACUUCCUGUCUCAGGCGGUCCAGAUCCUCUCUAUGAUGGAGAAUGAUAUUUCCAGCCGGGAGGCUGAGGUCAGGAACUUAAGACGAGAAGCUGAUGCACUGAGCUUUCAAGCGGCUGCACGAGAGGAAGAGCACAAAACUGAAGUUCGUAACCUCUCUGCUCAGCUGGAGGAAACUCGCAGUGCAGUUGGCAAAUUAAAUGAGCAGCUGAGGAUUGUCUUGGAGGAGAAUGUCGCUCUACAGAAACAGCUCAUCAAAUUAGAACGACAGUAUCUCAAGUCUAUGAUGAAAAGUUCACCUAUUACUCAGAUUAAAGAGGCUCAGACGGAAGUGGAGGAGCUGAGGAAAGAGAUCGAGGGGCUGAGGGAGAAAGUGCGGGAGGCUGAGAAAGUCAAGGAUUUAUCAAAUAUGCUGCAAGAAAGCCACAGGUCCCUGGUGGCUACCAACGAGUGUUUGCUAGCUGAGCUGAAGGGAAGUGGGGAGCAUUAAUGAAGAUUUUGAAUGAGGACAUGCGCAUCGGUAUGAAAAUAUCAAAACAAGACUAUGCAGAAUGUCAUAUUAGCAUUGCAGUCACUGCAUGAGCCCCAGCAUUUAAAGACAUACUUUAUUUAUAUCACUGCAAGGUACAUUGUUUUUGUGGGUAUGAAGUUCCCAGCCCCUUUGAUAAAUGUUCAUUAUUUAAAAAAAUAUGUAUAGACUGUGUUAGCUCAGUGUAAACAAUGAUCGGGAAAGGCAAUUCAUUCAAGUAAGGCUGUGUAUAAGUGUGUGACACGGCUGUUAUAUUGACAGAUCAUUUUAUGGGGGGGGAAAAUGUUGAUAGGUCAUAAUUUAUUUCCUGGAUCAGUGGCAAGAUUGUGUCUCUCUUGGCUGUUUUUCCCCUUUUUUAUUUAUUUUAUUUUAGGCCAUUUGUGUCUCCAUCUGCUUUGUACGCUGUAGUGGAAUGAAUGCAUCUAGAUUCCAGCUGCAAUGUGACUUUAUUUAUACCUCUGCCUUAGGGCUGGAGAGCUACAGACACACACACACACACCAACACAUUUUCGUUUCACAGACACUAAUGCAAGACCUGGCAAGCCAGGUUAGAAUGUGGAUCCUACAUAAACUGAAUGCAGCUUUUAUUUUUAUGUGACUGUUACAGGUCACUGGCUGGUGCUACUGGCAGGGAGUUUCACAGUGUUGCUGAAAAAGCCAUAAGAAUAUAAAACAUUAUAUUUUGACUUGCACCCCAUAACCUGCUCAGCAAAGGUUCUGGGGUGUUUUUUUUAUUUUUAUUUUAUAUUUUCAAUAAAGCACUACAAAUCAUGAACACACAUUAAGAGGUCUAAAGAACAAGAACAAAAACACGCUGCAUGCACCGGAGCACAAUAGUACAUUAAAAGUUAUUUGAAAAAAAUAAAAUAAAGACAAUAUUGUUCCUCCACAUUAAAAGGUGCACAGUAUUUGGCAUUAAGCACAGGAAACAGAUUACACCCAAGCUACUGCAGCAGACAAAAACUAACGCACUGAUAGCUGCUAGGUUCGCACUCAAUGCGUGAUUCUUCAUCAGCUGAGACUACGGGUAGUGUGUGACAAGUGUGGUGAAAAAAACACUGUCACUAUGUUGAAAAAAUAUUGUUCUACAAAAGUAUAUUACUUGCAAUUUUCCCUUUUUCUCAUACAGUAUGCAGUAUGUCAGGAUACAACAGUAAAUCCCUGCUUUUGUAUUUAGUUGAAUUUGUGCCUUGGAUGACAGUACCACACAUAAAAGGUACUCUAAAUCUUUAUCAAUAGACAAGUAUAAUAGCAUUAUAGGGUAGCUGACUUUGUACAUGUACAAGUUGAUACACAUUGAUUUCAAGCAAUACAAGAUUUUAUCAUGAUCCUACAGUUUCAUCACUUAAUAUAUUUUUAGCAAGAAAAUAAUUAAGUCAGUCCAGUAGUCUGUCCUCACAGCAGGCACAGCAGUUCAGAUACGAUAUGACAAACUCCUACAGUCAUCUAUAUGCUUCUGAAUCAAAUGCAAUAUACACAACAUGCACAAAGUACAGCAAUACAGGAAGAAAUAAAAACAUACGAAGCCAGUGUCAUAAAUUAAGCCAGGUGGCUAUAACGUUUUAGAAUAUACACAAUCUUACCACAAAUAUAUUAGAAGUACUGUAAGAAAUCUGAUGAGGAAGUAACAAUUUAAGUAAAAUGUUAAAAAUACAAUCUUGUACAACUGAGCUCAUCUACUGUGGUUGGAGCUUCCUUCAGCUAAAUUCACCAAUUUAAUAUUCAAAAUGCAUGUUGGCAAAAUGGUUUGUGAGGCAGUGUAAGAUGUAAUAGGAAAGUCCUAUUAAAUAAAUGUUUAUUUAAGCGUCAUAAGCAGGCCAUUUUAAAAGACUUGCAUGCUAGGACUUUUGUUUUUCAUAUUCACAGAAGCAGACAGAUAUGGCAGAGGUCAAAAAUGUUCAGUCCGACAACUAACAAAAAAAAAAAAAAAUUAAA